Purpureocillium lilacinum is the source of this 1011-nucleotide messenger RNA. RefSeq lists its product as uncharacterized. Gene Ontology annotation, molecular function: cytochrome-b5 reductase activity, acting on NAD(P)H; heme binding. The record is from RefSeq and is a predicted model, not a curated record. NCBI's taxonomy places the organism in Eukaryota, Fungi, Ascomycota, Sordariomycetes, Hypocreales, Ophiocordycipitaceae.
AUGGGCCUCCUGGGGUCGUCCGUCAUCGUCGCUUCACUCAUCUACGUCGCCGUCUGCCGCCCCGAGUGGCUGCUGUUGCCGAUGCUGCGAUGGCUCGGCUUCGGAGGGGCCAGUCCCCAGGCCGAGGAGGCUGUUCAUGAAAAGGAGAAGAGGGAGGAGACACAACCAGACAACGACACGGCGCCGAGGAUACGCAACGAUGCAAAGGCGAGCAACGGCAGUGCGCUCCUGCAGUCGGGCGCCGCGUCGGCCGCGGGCAUAGCCCGGCGCGACAUGCUGGCCAUGCCGCCUCCGCCACCUCCUCCAACGAUCCAGCCGCCGACGGUGGACGAGCCCGAGAGCCCGACGACGCCCAAAGCUUCUGCGAGUCGUCCCUCGCAGCCCAUACCGACCUUGACCCUUUCCGACGAGCCCUCCGCCGCGCCAGCGCCUUCAGGCCUCAUGCCCCCUCCUCCCCGCCCAUCGCGACCCUCGCCCUCCGGCCGCGUCCCGACUCUCCCCCAGUUUCCAGCUCCCAACUCGGCCCAGCGCGCCCGCGGUCCCGUUCCCAACCGCGGCCCUCCAUCGCUGUCCCCCGGCGGCCUCGCCCCUCCGCCGACACACUCCUCCAAGCCGCAGAAGCCGUCGCGCAAGAUCAUCCUCGACCCGGGCCACUCGCCGCUCGACUGGGCGCGCAUCUCGGGACCCAACGCCGACCUCCGUGGCCUAGAUUCCUCCACGCCGUACUUGCGCGUUACGCCGUCCAUGCUCAAGCGCCAGACGGGCCGCAAGGGCAAGGAUGCGUGGAUGGCCAUCAACGGAAAGGUCUACAACGUCACUCCGUACGCAAAGUUUCACCCAGGCGGCGUGCCGGAGCUGAUGCGCGGGGCGGGCCGUGACGGCACCAAGCUGUUUGGCGAGAUUCACCCCUGGGUGAAUUACGAGACGAUGCUGUCGGCCUGCUUGGUUGGGCUGCUCGUGGAGGAGCCGGAGCCUGGUAAAGAAGAGAGCGAGAUGGACAAGAUGGAUUAG